AUGGCCACGCUUAGUAUUUCAAAUAGUGCAACCCAUGGAGUUGAUCGUGUGGCAGACAUCAACCCGUCUAAACUAGAAUGGUCCGUGGUGGUGGGCGUUGUUCGACUGUACGAGGUUCCGAGUCAGUGGAAUCCGGAUGAAGCUUUUAGCAUCGAGAUGAUCCUUCAGGAUGAACGGGGUGAUCGGAUCCAUUGUAGUGUACCGAGGAACAGCAUUGUGAUAUUUAGGAGUGUUAUCCGCGAGCAUGAAAUCUAUUCCAUGAAGAACUUCAUUGUGCAAGGCUAUGGAAAACUCACCCCUGACACAUUUGUUUUCAACCCGUUUCGAUUCACAAAGUAUGAAGAAAUUGAGGCAAUGGCUUCAGUUGUCGCUCAAAACCACUUGAUCGAUUGCAUUGGUCAUGUGGUAGCUAAAGAAGAUGCAAGAGAUUUGGUUACCAAAACUGGGCAACACACUAAACGCAUGGUGGUUUACUUGGAGGAUUUAGAGGGACAUAAGAUGAAGUGUACUCUAUUUGGCACCUUUGUUGAUGAAGUGGUUACAUUCUUGCAUAGGCCAGAUUUUUACUUGAGCAAGGUGAUCUAG
Arachis ipaensis is the source of this 585-nucleotide messenger RNA. NCBI's taxonomy places the organism in Eukaryota, Viridiplantae, Streptophyta, Magnoliopsida, Fabales, Fabaceae. The record is from RefSeq and is a predicted model, not a curated record.